AUGCCCACACUUUCGAAUUUUGAGCUACGAAAAUUCUCUACUCGAGCCAAUGGCGAUUGGAAGCACUAUCCUCGACAUGGACUAGCGUUUAGUGUAUUACUAACCCUGGAGCUGGGUAUGACUAUCACCAUUCGAUCCAAGGGAACGAUGAUUGAGAAGAUCUGCUAUGAUGGGGUCAACAUGAGACUUGAACUAUAUCCUAAAAGCCCUAGACUUGGGUAUAAGAUGGUUGACGAUGAUACUGAACGAGUUUUGGCGAGAUUCCAGACAUGUUUCGCUCUGAGCGGAGAAUUCAACGAGUUCAUGAAGAAAGUUAGUCCUCUUAUUGGAGUGAUCGUGGUCUCAGGAGAACUGAGCAAUGAGCCUCCAGCAGUACCCUCGGCGCUGCCUCAAAACUCGCAAAUACCAGCUUUAUCUCAGCCUUCGCCAACACCACCAUACUAUCAAUCUCCAUCCCAAGGGUAUUCCCCUCAAAUGGCAAUGCCACCGUGGGCAUAUCCUCAAGCUCCGUAUCCCUGGACUUGUCCCCCUGGUUACCCUGCCCCCAUGAUGACGCCUCCGUUUCUGCAGCAAAUGGAUCCAGGUAUGUAUGGCAACAAUGGUUACUUCCCGAUGAAAGCCAUCGACGAUGGAAGGACGAAGCGUCGCCAAUCGCUUUCCCAAACAAGCGGUCUUGAUCAGGAUUUUCCUCCUGAUCAUGAGGAUCACCACGAGCUCAUAAAAUUUUCGAAACAAGACGUUGAUGCCAUCCUCGAUAUCCUUGAAUCCAGCGACUGUCUCGAGACCAUCUUGCCGAUUAUAAAUCUGCGCAAUUUCGUCAAAUUAGUUGACAAAAUGGAGCGAAUAUGGCGGGUGUGA
Messenger RNA from Diutina rugosa, 858 nucleotides. RefSeq lists its product as uncharacterized. The record is from RefSeq and is a predicted model, not a curated record. NCBI's taxonomy places the organism in Eukaryota, Fungi, Ascomycota, Pichiomycetes, Serinales, Debaryomycetaceae. Gene Ontology annotation, biological process: reciprocal meiotic recombination. The transcript has a single exon. The coding region runs from base 1 to 858 and encodes 285 amino acids.